Elgaria multicarinata webbii is the source of this 3050-nucleotide messenger RNA. It is a transcript of the gene RMDN1, whose product is annotated as regulator of microtubule dynamics 1. The record is from RefSeq and is a predicted model, not a curated record. Gene Ontology annotation, cellular component: spindle microtubule; mitotic spindle pole; mitochondrion. Bases 60 to 1010 code for a protein of 316 amino acids. NCBI's taxonomy places the organism in Eukaryota, Metazoa, Chordata, Lepidosauria, Squamata, Anguidae. The transcript is spliced from 10 exons. Gene Ontology annotation, molecular function: microtubule binding.
GCAGCAGGCCUGAGGAGUGACUACUUCCGGUGAGGGAAGAGGGUCAACUAGAAGCAGUCAUGGCGGGGGUCGUAACGGCGGCAGCGCGACGUUUUCACCGGGGCAGCGCUUUGGCGGGAGCAAGACUCUUCUGCGAGGCUCCAGGAGCGAGACUCGGCUGGCGGCGCCAAGCUCUUUCGGGGCGAGGAGGCGGAAGGAGAGAGGUGCUUGAAAAAUCUAGAUUUUUCAGAAGAGGAUUUGCAUUUUCAGCACUAUCUUAUUUGGGAUAUGAAGCAUAUGUAUUCAUCUCUCAGUCUGCCAUGGUGGUUCAUGCUGGUGACCAAGCAGAUGAACUCCUAGAUCAAGCAGACUAUCUGUAUGGAAGUGGGGAAACUGAAAAGCUUUGUCAGUUGCUGAAUCAACACAAAACCAGUGACAAUGCGCAGGUGCUGUGGCGCCUGGCACGAGCAUCACGCGACCUGGCUCAACUUAGCCAUACUUCUGCAGAGAAAAAGAGGCAGUUGACCUAUGAAGCCCUUGAUUAUGCAAAGAAGGCACUCGAGAAAGAUCCAUCAUGUUUUAGUGUGCACAAGUGGUAUGCAAUCUGCAUCAGUGAUGUCGGAGAUUAUGAAGGAAUAAAGACAAAAAUUGCCAAUGCUUUUGUUAUUAAGGAACACUUCCAGAAAGCAAUUGAACUGAAUCCAAAGGAUGCUACCUCACUUCAUCUUAUGGGCAUUUGGUGUUAUACAUUUGCUGAAAUGCCAUGGUAUCAGAGCAAAAUAGCUGCAGUUUUAUUCUCAACUCCACCAAGUUCCACCUAUGAAGAGGCUUUACGUUACUUUCAGAAAGCUGAAGAUGUUGAGCCAAAUUUCUAUAGUAAAAACUUACUCUUCUUGGGAAAGACAUACAUGAAGUUAAACAACAGAAAGCUGGCCCUUCUGUGGUUAACAAAGGCCAAGGAACGCCUGUCACACACAGAGGAGGAUAAGCAGGUACAAAAAGAAGCUUUGGAAUUGCUAAAUUCUAUGUGACAAGAUUGCUGAAAGCAUAUGAAUUGCUCUAAUUUACUGAUCAGCCUUUGAUUCUAACAGAUCUGAUAUUAUUAAAAUGAUAUUAUUAUUUGGAACCGCAAGAAAUUCCAGAAUGUGGACAAGAAGUUCCAGAAUUUAUAGAUAUUUUUGUGUGUGUUCCAAAAGCAGCUAUGCAGUUGACAAGCUUUCUGAAACAACUCUUCUAGCAUUUGGUUCUCCAUUCCUACCUUGUCUCUCACUAUCCAGCAUUUGGGGAAAGAAGAACCUAAUUAUCAUUUUAGGCUCUUAGUCCUCCAUUUCAGAGCUGAGAAACUCACUUUCUUCUUUUGGAAGAUUCCUAAGAGGCAGAAUAUAUGUUUACUUCCUUAAGCCUAGGAUAUUCUUUAUCCUUAGGGAGUAAGGAUGCCUUUUAAGUACUAGGGUGCUUCAUUUUUCUUGGAUUACUUGAUUACCCACUAAUUGACUUCUGGCAAGGUUUAACUAUAUAGUUUUGUAAAUACCAUUGAGGAUAGUACCUUAGAGGUACUAUCUGUCUUCUUGGAGAAGUAUAGCUUCUUCUUUUUUGCAAUGGGUGCCCCACGAAGACAGCAGCAAAACAUGUUAGACACAAUAUGGGUCACCUAAUUGCCCCUUCUUUGUGCUGAAGAUUGACGUUACCUUAGGGAAGUUAAGCCAGCUUUUUAUGCAGCUAUGCCUGGUGUACCAGAUUUUCUGAUGGAUGAUGAUGAUCAUAAUGAUCCAGCUUAAAUGCUGAAUCCUUUUCUGAGGGCAUAUAGGGUGUUUUUUUCUUACAGACUUGCCUUUUUACAUAUUACUAUUAUCUAGGUCCCAGUGCCACCUGUAAUGCAAAUAUACUCUCAAAGUAGCAUUAUUUCUUUCCUUGAGUUUCCAUCUGUUUAGGCCUGAAAGAUCCAUUGCAAUAUUACCUUAUAAGGCCAACUCAACCUAAAGUAGGCACUUAAGUCUCAGCUGGACUCAACAACUGUGCCCACCUCAAACUCUUAGCACCCAUCAAUAUAAAUAAUUCAUAGAUAACCUGAAACUCUCAGGGCAUGUGCUAGUUGCAAACAAGGCCAACUGAAACUGCAGCUUAUCUGCCACAUAAGCAGAGCACUUUAUCUUUGAUCAUUGAAAGGAAAAUAGGAUACAGGAAUACUCAACUAGAGCUGGUGUAGCCUAGUGCUAAGAGAAGGAGCUGGGACAUUUCUAAUUCAAAUUUCAGCUUGAUCAUAAAAUCACAGGGAGACCCAACCACUCCCAAGUUGGAAUGUCGAUGUAAUAGAGGCUUAUCUUUUAGUUCAUUUGUGAGGAUUACUGAUUGUAUUGUAUUACUGAUGUAUUGUAUGUGAAAUGUUUUAAAUAAUAUUGGGGAAUAUUCUGGUACAGGGCACUACAGCUUCUCUGUUGCAAGCAGACAAGUGAGGUUUUUAAAGGAUACUGGUCUUUUUAGUGUUUGGCAGUAUGUGAGUACUGUUGCUUAUGAACCUAAAUUGAACACUGCUCAUACACAACAGGGAGAUAACAGACUUAAGGGAACUCUGAGGUUUGCAGAAUUUCACACAAUCUUUAGAAGAAGAAAAUCUAAAUGCAAGAGAACCCCCCAAAAUAAUCCAAUUUGGUCAGUGCCCAUGGAGUGUUAGCUGGCAAUUGUGGGAGGGGGAAUGGAGUGGCGGGAAUACUCAAUCCAGCAGCAUUUUGUUGUAGAUUCUACUUGUCUAAAAUUAAUACUGUUCAAUUGGGUUCCUCAAGCAGGUGUGUGUGAAAAAGGCUGAGGAAAGAAUAAGCAGAUUAAGAAUCAUACGUUAUAGCUUAAAAUGGUGUCCAGUUGCUGCAGGGAAUUUGUCCUCCCACCCAAAACCGGUCAGAAGAACGCUGCAGAGUUUAAGGGAAGUGCAAUCAGCCUGAGGACUAAGGACUGCUGGAAUGUGUGUGUCUAUUUUAAGUUCCCUUGAGAAUCAUUCAACUGAAAGGUGGUGCAUAAAUCUUUUAAAUAAAAAAUAAAAAUAGUAAGCAAUGCAAUAAACACUUUAGAUGGCAGAA